This is a messenger RNA of Dreissena polymorpha, 2897 nucleotides long. RefSeq lists its product as uncharacterized. The coding region runs from base 212 to 1771 and encodes 519 amino acids. Gene Ontology annotation, molecular function: zinc ion binding; NAD+ poly-ADP-ribosyltransferase activity. The record is from RefSeq and is a predicted model, not a curated record. The transcript is spliced from 12 exons. NCBI's taxonomy places the organism in Eukaryota, Metazoa, Mollusca, Bivalvia, Myida, Dreissenidae.
AUUGAGCAUUCGUCUGACAAAUAUAAUUCCGCUUUCUUUUUUGCGUAUGAUUGUGCUUACUUUGAUUUGCGCCACAUUUCUUGAAAAGAACGUGAUCCGGUAUCAUCAACAUCAAAGUACGAUCCAUCAUAGACAUCACUUAUAGCAACAAUAUUGAAGACGAACACAUGCUGUUGGACCAAAUAACUACAGUGUUGUCAUCGUCACAGUGAUGGAUUUCCUUGCUUCAUUAGUUACUGCAGCUGUUGGCUACAAGGACGUCCAAUGCGACGUAUGUGCUGAACAAACAAUAGGAGCCCGUUGGAAGUGCAUCGUCUGCCCUAACUAUAGCAUGUGUCAAUCGUGCUACAAAGAAAAGAGACAUCGGCACAAUAGGUCGCAUAGUUUCGUGUUUGAUACACCUGUCACUAAUAUAUUCCAGACGUUAUUAACCGACUCAGACAGUCACUCAGAUAGUUGCGCGACGAACACAGCUGAUGGACACAAUGGUGUUGGGUUUGACGUCCGCAGUGAGCGUCCUAUCCGGGGUGCCCGCUCGAAGUGCAGAGAUUGCCGUGAUUACGACAUGUGUUCAUCGUGCUACAAGAAUCUUAGAAUGGUGGAUGAAAUGGACCAUUUAUUUAAGAAAAUAAACAGUCCCUUAUUUACGGGAGCCCUGCCUGUCAACAAUAAACGUCCAUCGACAAUGCAUGAUGCGAAAUGCGCAGAUAUCGUGGACAAUAGUGUGACGUGUGACAUCUGCACUAUAAGCCCGAUCGUGGGAACCCGUUGGAAAUGCAGAGAGUGUCCUAACUAUUACAUGUGUUCCGCGUGCUAUGAGGAUCACAGGAAGAUGCACAGCAGGUCGCAUUCAUUUAGACAGAUUGAAACACCCGAAAGUCUAUCAGACCAGGUGGAAGCAUCUAGAACAACAAGCUCUCAAGCGGUGCCGAAAAGAAUCAAUCAAGCCAAUGAAGGUUCAGGUGUAAAAAGUGAUGUCUGCAAUGUCUCCUCAAUACGGGGUACCCGCUGGAGGUGCAGUUCUUGUCCCGACUUUGACAUGUGCUCCAAUUGCUAUGAGGAUAAAAGAAGAAUGCAUGAUAUUUCCCAUCCGUUCGUAGAAAAGGAAUAUUCAACCAAAAGAACUAAAGAACAAAAGGGAGAACAUGAACUACCUAAAAUGUCGUCUUGUUUGCCAUCAAAUUGGAUAAUGAUGACGCCCGAUCAACACGUAAUAAAAGUUUGUCUUUCAACAACGAGUGAGGAAUGUAGAACUGUAAUGGGCAAGUUCAUUCAAACGCUUGGAAAAAGAAUCGUCAGUAUAAACCGAGUUCAAAACAAAUUUCUUUGGGAGUUUUACUGUUCCAAACGAAAGCAGAUGGAGGCCAUAGAUGGAAAAAUCGGUGCGAACGAGAUGAAGCUCUUCCACGGAACAAAACCGGACAUAAUCCAAACUGUAUGCGCUCACAAUCUCGACAUGCGCCUUGCCGGAACAAACGUCGGUGCGAUAUAUGGCCAUGGCACCUAUUUUGCUUCCGCAGCAGAGAUGUCGGAUCGGUACGCAACGCCUGAUCCAAAAACGGGUCACAAAUUUAUGUUGCAUUGUCGUGUACUGGUGGGACGCUGGACUAAAGGACAACAGGGUUUAAUGAGGCCUCCUGAGAUGGCCCGGACACCGGAUGGUCAGGUCAGACUGUAUGACAGCUGCGUGGACAAUGUCCGUGAUCCGACCAUAUUCUGCAUUUUCGACCACGUCCAGUACUAUCCGGAGCAUAUCAUUGAAUACAAAUAAAUUACUACAACCUAUUACUAAUGAAUAUUUAGAGUUUGCCCAAUUCCUGAAUGUUUUAAUGGAUCUUGCCUUGUGCUUAUCGAAAUUUGAAAUAAUAUUUUGCUUACAUCUUCAAGAAUUUGAUUAGAUCAUACAAUAAAUAUUAUAUCCAUUUGUUAAGUAAGUAAGUAAAUUGUUAAUUAUAGUGGCAUGUACAAUAUAACAAAACUUCAUAUUAAUAUGUAAAAUAAUGUGUUAUGCAACCGACCCCAUGGCCUAGAAGUCAUAAAAAAAGAAUAUUUCAAAUUAUAUACAAUUACACCACAAACACUGAUACAUGUGAAUAAAAUAUUACGAAUAUGAAUAUGAAAAAAACAUAUGUACAGGAAUGUAUGUUUUACAGAACUAUUAAUAGAUAACGGUUCGUCUUUUUAAGUAUGCUUUAACAAUAAUUCGACAGUUUUCGUGGACAUAAAGACAUUAGUAAGUUUAUUAAUAGAAUUGUGGUUCGUCAGCUCAGAUGAUAUAGCCGCCAUGUGAAUGCGCCGUAAAUCAUUGAAAGUAUCACAUUCAAACAGAAAGUGUACUUCAUCUUCUUUACGAUCACCGUGUCACAAUUUGCAAGUCCUCUAUUUUAAAGUUUCUUCACAAAUUUAGAUUCAAUAACACGCAAACACGUAAACUGAUAUUUUAGAUUCAUACCAUUUAGUAAUAAUACAAUGAUCAAAUGUUUAAAUGAACAGAAUGAUUGACCUGUAUAAUUUUUAUUUUAUUAGACUUGUGGACAUAUUAUGUUUGUUCAAUGGAAUAAAAGGAAUAAUGUACGUAUCAAACACAAUUUUCUAUUAUUUAUGACAUUGUUGUUCAUGGUUACUAUAAUCUUGACAAGCUUCUCUACAAAGUACUUAGCAGUUAUUUAAUACGAGUAUUAUAUCGUUGCUUUUUAAUUUUUAAAACUUAUGUUCAAUUGCAACCUACCGGUAGCAUAUAUGUGAGAUAUAUAUUGUCAUGCUGGUAUUAAUAAUCAAUGCAUUGAUUGCAAUAUUAUGUCCUUUUUAGCUUUAUAGAAUGUUUAUGUACACAAAGAUUGGUAUUGCUUAUUAAGGGUCCAUGAUCUAGUCGAACAGAAAUAAACCUGUCCUCUUUA